UUCUAAACGAAAUACAAGCACUAACCAGGAUCCGUCAUCGAAAUAUUGUGAAGCUUUAUGGAUUUUGCUCUACAACUCAACAUAAAUUACUCGUGUACGAAUACAUGGAGAGAGGUAGUUUAGCAACUAUCCUCAAGAGUGAAGAGGCAAUGCAGUUGGAUUGGACAAAGAGAGUGAAUAUUGUUAAAGAUGUUGCUCAUGCCCCAUCUUAUAUGCACCAUGAUUGUGCUCCAGCCAUUGUACAUCGAGACAUAACAAGCAACAACAUUCUACUUGAUGUAGAAUUUAAGGCUUGUGUUUCAGAUUUUGGAAUAGCCAGACUUCUAAGGCCAGAUUCAUCUAACUGGAGCAUGCUUGCAGGCACACGAGGAUAUGUUGCACCAGAGCUUGCUUAUACAAUGAGGAUUACUGAGAAAUGCGAUGUAUAUAGUUUUGGAGUGGUAACACUUGAAGUGCUUGUGGGAGAGCAUCCUGGAGAUCUUACAUCUACUUUAUCAUCAUCUAAUGGUGAAAACACCUUAUUGAAAGAUUUUCUAAAUCCACGACUUUCUCUUCCCAUGGCACAAGUUGCAGAUGAAGUGGCUAAAGUAGUUAUGAUAGCACAACAAUGUUUAGAUGGCAAUCCACAAUCUCGUCCAACAAUGCAGCAUGUAACUCAGCAAUUGGCUACUCUUAAGACCAUCGAUCCCUCAACUUCUACACGACCAAAUUAUGUCAUCUAA
Elaeis guineensis (African oil palm) is the source of this 722-nucleotide messenger RNA. RefSeq lists its product as uncharacterized. Gene Ontology annotation, molecular function: ATP binding; protein binding; protein kinase activity. Gene Ontology annotation, biological process: protein phosphorylation. The record is from RefSeq and is a predicted model, not a curated record. NCBI's taxonomy places the organism in Eukaryota, Viridiplantae, Streptophyta, Magnoliopsida, Arecales, Arecaceae.